GGAACCGAGGCUGAUCUGCGCUCCUGUAUUUGAUUAAUUGGAUAUAUAAAUGUGAAGGGAAAGCUGGUAAAUUAAAGCUAAAUUAAAUAUGUUUUAAUAGUUACUCCCCAAUACAUCCCCUCCCAAUCAUCUUCUUUCGGCUACAUCCCCUCCAAACAAAGAAGGCAAAGCUCGAAAAACUGGCUAGGUCCCAAAGUCUUCCCCUUCGGAGAAAGCGAAACUGAAAGGAACUUGACGUCGAUCUGCACCACUGCCGUAAAUGUCUGACUAGAUUCGAUCUCAGAGAGGGAAGUUAAAGUUUUGCUACAGAAAUUGUGUGAACAGGUCCUGAGCAAAGAAGAGGAGAAAGGCAAGCAGGAGCUAGACCACCAAAGCCGCACAAGCUCAUGUCCACUGGCAGGACUACUGUGAAAACAUCCCAAAAGAGAUGAGUUUCAGAAUGAUGUUUGAAGCCCUUCUGUUCUUGGCUCUCUUGCACUUCUCUGCCUGUCAGCCACAAGGCAUGGGAGAGGAGCCUCUUCUUUCUCUGAAAUUUAGUGGAACAAAUGAAAUUACUGUGAAAUGUGAAUCGAAAAACUGGUAUCCGAAGCCAAUAUUGCAAUGGAAAACUGUUGAAGGCAAGAAUCUAACUGCACGUGCUGACAUAAAUAUCUUUGAAGACAGACCAUCUCUAUUUGGCGUGAAAAGUACACUCAAGGUGUCUAAGAGUGAUGAACGUGAAAUCACAUGUAUCAUCCACCAUGGACAAUACAACAACACACUUGAGGGACAAAUUGAAGUAGAUGAUGAAUUGUUCACUUAUGUGCCACAAUUUUGGCAGAUAUUGGCUUGCUUGGGAUUUGCUGCUGUUAUUGCUGUUAUUUCUGUUUCUGCUGUUUGUUCAUGGAAAGUAAAACGUAGGAUGAAAAAGAAAGAUGAAGAAACUGUAAAACGUGGGAUGAAGAAGAAAGAUGAAGAAACUGGAGGAUUAGAUGAAGAACAGAAGCCUCUAAAUAAAGACCAUGAAAUCAAUUCAAAUGAACAAAUAAAAGAAUUACAAAAGACGAACAAGGCGAUAGAUUUACCAAGGGAGAAGGAUGGACAAGAAUUACAGAAGACGAAUAAGGAAUUGGAGAAAUUACUUAAUGAAAAGGACAUUUUGAAUAAAGAUUUGCAAAAGGAGCAGAAGGAGAAUGAGAAAUUACGUAAUGAAAAGGACAUUUUGAAUAAAGAUUUACAAAAGGAGCAGAAGGAGAAUGAAAAGCUACGUGUUGAUAAUCAAAAACUAAAUGAAGAAAAUGAUGAACUCAGUAGUGAAUUUGAUAAGAUUGGAAUUGUGCCUGAUGCAGAAUGGAAGCGUAUUCAAGACCAAGGAGCUGAUAUGGUCCUGUCCCCUGACACAGGUCAUAGUGACAUUUCUGUGGAUACUAAUGCAGGACAAGUGAAAUUUAUAGGAGAUCUUAAGGGUCCAGACAAAUGGUGCUGUGUUACUGGCAAUGAAGCCCAGCAGGAUCACUACUGGGAGGUGGAGGUUGGGGAAAAGGGCAGCUGGGCAAUUGGACUGGCAUCUGACAGCAUCAAAAACAACAAGCUUAUUCCUGAGUGCCCUGGGGAAGGAUUCUGGAUCAUCCGCCUCUACAGAGGGAAAAAGUUAGAGGCCGUCUCAAGCACAGUUGAGGAACUUCAGCAAAAACCCAAAAAAGUGGGACUACAUUGGAAACGAAAGUGCUUACGUUUUUAUGAUGUGGAGAAAAAACAACUCAUCCACAAAUUUGAUAUUGAAUACACUGAGUGCUUGUAUCCUGUCUUCAGUCCAGGGUCACGUGACAAGGGACCAUUAAUCAUCAAAAUUAAACAAAAUUAAAGAAAUGGAAAAUCUCAGAAAGAAUUUUGAUUUCUCCCCUGCACAUCUGCUAAAUGUGCUGCAUUCUGCAGCAUUAAACAGCACCUAUGGAGAGGUGAAAACAGAUACAGACUCUUGUAUCCUGCCAAACUGAAAGUGGUUAUUGAAGAUCAGUUUUUCAGUCCUCCGGAUGAACUGGAUAAAGCCUGCAAUCUGGACAAUUUUUAAUGCAACAUUUCUGGCUUAUGGCUACAUUUUGGUUAAUUGGUUAUCAAAAAGUAAACAGCUAUUGACAGUUUUUUUUUUGUUUUUUUUUUGCAUAAGCUUCAGUUACUAUAUUGAAAUUUCUUCCAUUAAUUAUAUGUACACUUUGGCUACCACAGUUAUUGAUUUUAUUAAAAUGUAAUUAUUAUACUGAAAUUUCUUUAAUCAAUUAUAUGUACACUUUGGCUAUGACAAAGUAUUCUGCUUUUUACAAUUUUUUUUUUACAUCAUACCCUUGGUUUAUUAUAUUGGGACUGUUUAAGAUCAUAUCCUUGGUUUAUUGUAUUUGGACUGUAUUUUCACAAGAUAUUUCAGUUUAACCAAUUUACACUGCUACUGGGGGUAUGUUUUGCUUUGCAUGUCAGAGGACCGGGACUUUGCGAAGUCUUACUUGCUUCACUUGCAGACGCAAAGUGGGAGGGGGUUGGGUUUGGGGGGAGGGUUGAAAAAGAGGAAUGCUGUAACUGCCAACUUAACAAUGGACUUCAUGCCUAUAACAUCUGGCAAUAAUAUGAAAUCUAUUUAAAAGCUAUCAUAUUUAACAAUGUACUACCUUAAUAUAAGACCACAAAAUGUCAAGAAAAGUUCAGACACAAUGUUUCUAUGACCAAAUAGUGAACUUUGUGACCUGGAAUGUCAAGGGUCUCAAUCAUGAAUUAAAGAGAAAGAAACUACUUUCUCACUUAACAGGUCUAAAUGCCAAGAUAGUAAUUUUACAGGAGACUUAAUUAUUAAGCAAGGACCACUUUUGGUUGCAAGGAGAGUGGUCUGGCCAAAUUUUGUACUCUGACUAUACAAAGAAAACUAGGGGUAUGGGAAUCUUAAUACAAAUGAUUAAUAUCUAUGUACCUAAUGUGGAUGGUAGAGAUUUCUUUCAAAAUGUAUUUGCAUUUAUCCCUAUUGUGAACACUCACAAAAUUAUAAUGGCCGGAGUCUUUAAUAGUGUUUUAAAUCCAGACCUGGAUAGAUCCUCAGAUACAGUGGCGAUAACAUUCAAUACAGCAGAGAUAAUUACAUAGUUUGUAAGGGAUCAUAACUUAUCAGACCCACUGAGACUUUUAAAUCUUAUCCAAAGAGCAUACUCUUUCUUCUGAUCCGUAUAUAAUUGUUAGCCAAGGAUUGAUUAUUUCCUUAUAGACAAUAUUUUUUUCCACACUAUUAAAUCUUGUAAGUACAAUGCUAUUGUUAUCUCUGACCAUGCCCCUCUGAUCAUGGAGCUUAAAUUACUGUGUCCUACACAAAUACAUCUUGUAGCUGGCGUCUUAACACCCUGUCAUGCUGAUGAGCUGAUGAGAACUGUACAUAAUUUAUAUCCAAGCAAACUGAUUAUUUUCUUGAGAAAAAUGCAUCCUCAGAGGUCUCAGCCGGUAUACUCUUUGAAACUCUGAAGCCAUUUAUAAGAGGACAGAUUAUUUCAUACCACUAGCAGCGCACUGCACAAAUACACUUGAGUUGAGCAUUCCUAGUUUUCAUACUCUUUCUCUGUACAUUUAGCAUUCAUUUUCUCAGAGGUUGAUGCACUUGGUACUUUCUGAGCAACUCUUCUUUUUUCCACCCUAGCGGCCCGCUUCUUCUUUUCACGUUAAAACUGAUUAAGUCAGUGUUUGUGUUGCAAUUACUUAGUACAUUUUCUUUAAUUUUUCACUUAAGUGCCAGCUUGUUGGUCAAACAGUUUGCGAGCUACAGGUGAUUUAAAAUCCUGGACAGACAAAUGAACAGCCAUGGUAGCGUACUAUAUAAGAAGAUCUUUCUCACAAAAGUUGAUUGGAAACCAAGAAGUCAUCUGAGUUAAUCAAUGAAAUUACCAGAAUAGAUCUUGAAUAUGCCAGGUCACCAAAUGAGACAUUUUUUAGGAAAAGAGGUUUUCCAGUCAGAAUUUAACCUCUAAUAAUUAAAGAAAUGGAACAGCUUAUCUUUAAAUUGUGACUUCACUAUGAACAUGGAGAGAAAGCCAAUAAGAUAUUAGCCCAACAGAUCCACAAGCAGGAAGUCCACAAUGCAAUAACAGCAUUUACUAGCACAGACGGAAAUAAAAUUAUUGACCAUAAAGUUCUACCCAGAAGGACUGAGAAAGUGCUUCUUUCUGUAAUAUCACUAGACCAAACCACUUUUUUUAAAGACAGACCCGCAACUUCUAAUCUUCAACGUUUGUUUAAUAUAAUAUAUUCAACCAUUAAAUCUAAAACCCCAGAGAUCUUUAUCUUUAGAUGCAGAAAAAGCAUUUGAUAUGGUUGAAUGAGACUACCUAUUCACCACAUUGCACAAAUUUGGUUUCGGCCCAAACAUAUGUCCAUGGAUCAAACUAUUUUAUACUUGUCCAGAAGCCUCAGUUUGUACAGUAUUAACAACAUUAUUUCAGACUAUUUCAAACUAGAAUGUGGUACUUGACAAGGAUGCCCCUUAUCACCUUGGCUCUUUGCAAUCACCAUUGAACCAAUGGCUGUAUACUUUUUGAAUAAAAGUGUGCUUUUUCCAGUGAAUUCUCUAGCAUACAAUAUUAGACUUGACACCUUCCCAUUUAUCUUAGCAGAUCAGUUUAAUUAUCUAGGGGUAAGCAUAACAAGUAAAUAUAAAGCUCUUUUUCAACAAAAUUUUGCUGUCUCCAUGGAAAAAAAAAAUAAACAAGAUGUGAAUAGAUGGUCUAUCCCCCAUUUUAUAUUAGCAGGGAGAAUCAACAUUGUUAAGAUGACCAUCUUUAAAAAGCUUCUCUUCCUAUUUGAAAGCAUCCCUAUAUACAUUGAUAAAUCAUUUUUUAGGAAAUUAUACUCAAUCAUAACCUCAUUUAUUUGGAAUUCAAAACAUCCAUGCAUCCAAAGAGCGACUCUACAGCGACCUUAAGCAGAAGUGGGCAUGGUACUACCUAACUUUCAGUUUUGUUGCUGGGCGGCAAAUAUACAAGCUAUAAACACCUGGGCCCUCAUGUAUAACGCCAUGCAUAGAAUUCACACUAAAACAUGGCAUAUGGACAAAAGCAGAAAUGUGUAUACGCACAAAAAAAUCCAGAUGCAGAAAACUGUGUGUACACCAAGUUUCACGCACUUCCCCUUUAUAAAUCCCAAUGAACGUGAAAUUUAACGCAUGUGCACGCACCUACAGCCCCACCUCGACUCCUCACAGAAUUUUGCCUGUUUUAAUAUGGAAAUCAAUACAAAUAUCACGUUCCGUUCUGUGUUUUGUUAAAAGACAA
Messenger RNA from Erpetoichthys calabaricus (reedfish), 5273 nucleotides. Its product is annotated as butyrophilin subfamily 1 member A1-like. Gene Ontology annotation, molecular function: protein binding. The transcript is spliced from 23 exons. The record is from RefSeq and is a predicted model, not a curated record. NCBI's taxonomy places the organism in Eukaryota, Metazoa, Chordata, Cladistia, Polypteriformes, Polypteridae. Bases 428 to 1843 code for a protein of 471 amino acids.